UAGCAGUGUCAUUGUCUUCCGAGUUCUGUCGCAAACCGCCAGCGGCGCUAUUAAAUUACCGCCACUCGUCAGUGUUCCGUUUUCCCGCGUUUCAUCCUCGUGUUCUUGUUCUAUUUGGCGCAUCUCUUCUCUUUUGGAUUUGCGAUUUGCUUUUUUAGUUUUUAAAGUUGAUAACUGUGACACCAACUUAAGCCUUUGUCACAAGAUGUCCGGGUCAAUCAACGAAGGAGCAUCCACUUCUGCUGGUUUGACGGGGGCAAUCAACGAAGGAGCAUCCACUUCUGCUGGUUUGACGGGAGCAAUCAACGAAGGGGCAUCCACUUCUGCUUGUCUGUCGGGGGUAUCUACUUCUGCCAAUCUGUCGGAGUACGAACUUUUGCGGCAAGAAAACAUGAAUAAACUGCAGCAAGAGGUAGGUGAUGUAUUUAAUAAUGCUCUGCAAUGUGCGCAGAAGCUUAACAAAAAAUUUCAAUUUCGGAGUGGUAGAAGGCCAGCUCAUCGACCAGGCAGACGAGUUAAAUUAUUCUCUAAAUUGGAAAAAUCAUCAAAUGUGAAGAAGGAGACUCAAGGUGAAGAUAUCCGUCGUUCUUUACGUGAUAAAAGAAAACAAAUCUAUUAUAAUUCUAAAGAAGAAGAUGACAAAGGAAAAAACAAAAAACGUCGACAAAGAAAUAACUAUCAGAAAAAGUUUCCUUUGAGUAAAUCUGAAGGUUCAAAGAGAAAAUUUAGCAGAAAAGUAUCUCGAUUGGAUGUAUCUCUUGUAACAAAAGAAAUGUUAGACAACAUAAUUUACCGCUCUGUAGGAAAAAAAUAUAGUACUAACGAAGGAACAACUUGUCAUCAAUGCAGACAGAAGACAUUAGACCAAAAAUCAUACUGUCGGCAUGAGAGCUGUAAAGGAAUGAGAGGUAUGUUUUGUGGUUUUUGUUUGGGCACUCGGUAUGGUGAAGAUGUAGCUGAAGCUUUAUUAAAUCCGUUAUGGGCUUGUCCGCCAUGUCGUGGACGUUGUAACUGCAGCAUUUGCAGACGUGAUCAGGGCAAAGAUCCAACCGGACAGUUGGCGCAAGUAGCUAAAGCUAAAGGAUACAAAUCUGUUUGCCAUCUAUUAAGGACAAUAGAAGAGGAACAAGAUAGCACUAAUAAAAAUUCUAUUGAUAAAUGUGAACUGAAAAAUCCAGUUGAAAACAACAUUGAAACAGGUAAUCAGUCAAAGAUUGAUAAUUUGAAUGAAAAGGUUGUAUUUAAUGAAUAUAAUGCUAAAAACAAGUUCGGGCAAAUUAAAUCAAAGAAAAACGAUAAUUGCUGUAUAAAGGAUGAAGAAAUAUGUAGUUCUAAAAAUAAUAUAAAAGAGCCUAAAGAAAGUUCAGAAAUGAUUAUUGACCAAAUUUAUGAGCAAUUUAUGUCAUCUAAAUUAUUGAAAGAAGAGAAUUAAAUAAAAAAGCAAAUCAAUUUUCUAAACAUAAACAGCAAGUAGCCAUUA
Rhopalosiphum maidis (corn leaf aphid) is the source of this 1480-nucleotide messenger RNA. RefSeq names its product cell division cycle-associated protein 7-like. Bases 206 to 1432 code for a protein of 408 amino acids. Gene Ontology annotation, cellular component: nucleus. Gene Ontology annotation, biological process: regulation of DNA-templated transcription. The record is from RefSeq and is a predicted model, not a curated record. The transcript is spliced from 6 exons. Lineage: Eukaryota; Metazoa; Arthropoda; Insecta; Hemiptera; Aphididae.